Notolabrus celidotus (New Zealand spotty) is the source of this 2008-nucleotide messenger RNA. It is a transcript of the gene pstpip2, whose product is annotated as proline-serine-threonine phosphatase interacting protein 2. The record is from RefSeq and is a predicted model, not a curated record. NCBI's taxonomy places the organism in Eukaryota, Metazoa, Chordata, Actinopteri, Labriformes, Labridae. Gene Ontology annotation, cellular component: plasma membrane; cytoplasm; actin filament. Gene Ontology annotation, biological process: actin filament polymerization. Bases 574 to 1584 code for a protein of 336 amino acids. Gene Ontology annotation, molecular function: actin filament binding. The transcript is spliced from 14 exons.
UGUGCCAACCAACCCGUGUGACAACCAACCCCGUUCUCCCCUACUCGAGCUACAGCGUUUUGGACCAGCAAUCAAAAGGAGCCAUCAAAGACUGUCAGCCAUCCGCAAACUGAAAGGACUCUAUAUUGCCCCUCGUCUCCUCCUACUGCUGUAUCAAAGCAUGAUUCAAUCCAAGGGCUCGCCUACUGAACAGAAGGCUUUGUGAACAGUGUAGAGUGCAGACUGGGUUUUUUUUUAAUGUUGACGUUGGUGUUUGCUUGCAUUAAAGUCUAAAGUCUGAAGAGUCUUUAGAGACUUAUAAAGGCAGCAUGAUCAAAAGGGAAUUAAAGUAAUCAAUAUCAAUUAUAUUAACAGAGCUUCACUUAGGCUUGAUUGCUGUGAACCAUGUACAUACCUCAGUUCAUCACUAGGUGGCAGCACACUAGAAGUGAAGUGAACGUGUGAACCGUUGACGUUAACUCCCUCAUGCCCAGCCCAUACUGUCACUGUGGCUUUAACAGGCAGAGCUGAUGAACAGUCACUGUCAGUCAGAGAACAGACCUGUGAAACCACUGUUCCUGUCCUUUUCAAAACAUGAAAAACCUUCAUUUCAAGGAUUUCUUCUGGAACUCUGACCUGACCUGCACUGGUGGCUAUGAUGCCAUCAUUCUGUAUCUCAAUGAUGGCAGAAGGACAUGCAAAGAGGUGGAAGAGUUCAUGAAAGCCAGGGCCUCAAUUGAAGAAAAAUAUGCCAAAGAACUGCUGGGUUUGUCCAAGAAGGUGUGUGGACACAAUGAGAUGAACACCCUGAAAAGAUCACUGGACGUGUUCAAAUUACAGACUGAACAUGUGAGUCUGUCACACCUACAACUAGCCCAGAGCAUGAGGGACGAGGCCAAAAAACUGGAGGACUUCAGAGAAAAACAAAAAGAAGCAAGGAAAAAGAUUGAGCAGCAGAUGGAUGCCCUCCACAAACAGAAGUCUUCACAGUUCAAAAAGACAAUGGAUACCAAGAAGACGUACGAGCAGAAGUGCAGAGACAAAGAAGAGGCCGAUCAGAACGUGAACCGAAACACCAACACCAACAACACCAAGCACAUAGAGAAGCUCUACUCAAAAGCACAGCAAGCAAAACAGAAUGCAGAAGAAGCAGACAGGUUAUACAUCCAGAAUGUGACAACACUAGGAAAGGUGAGAGACGAAUGGCUGAAGGAACACAUGAAUGCCUGUGAGAUGUUUGAAAAACAGGCAAUGGAGCGCAUUAACUUUCUGAGGAACACAGUGUGGACUCACCUCAACCAACUUUCUCAGCAGUAUGUGACCAGUGAUGAGCUGCAUGAGGAAGUGAGGAAGUCACUAGAACAGUGCGAUGUCCAGGAGGAUAUUGAACACUUUGUUAACCUCAGGCGAAGUGGAGACAAACCACCAGCUCCAGUUGUGUAUGAGAAUUUCUAUAGCAGUCAGAGAUCUCCAACUGGCGCUCAACCAUCUCGACAGCCUCCACCAGUCAUCAGACGAGGGCCGUUACCUGAUCCAGCAAACAGCAGCAGGGACAACUCCUACUCAUCGGUGCAGGACGCGGACUACAGUGUUAUCCAGUACUAACACGCACAGAUCAGCUGGUUAAGAUCAAAUCAGCUGGGCAUGACUGGAGCUUUGUAAUGGACACAAAGCUUACACAGGCCUCAUCACUGUCUCGUUUGUGAUUUCCUGUAAAGAUACCACAUGGAAAUUAGUUUCACAGUUGUGUGAAUGUGUAGUUUAUCACAGCUUUAUAUGCAGAUAUGCUAAUAUUUUUUUAUCCUCAGGUUCUUGUGUAUACAGUGAACCUAUAUAUAUAUAUACGUAUACAUUGUAUAGAACAUUGGUAAAAUUUGCCUUAAUAUAAAACCCUAUUAUCCGUUGAGCUACUUACUUAAAAUAAAUAGCAGAAGUCAUUUGUGCAAGGCUUUUUUCUUCUGCUGCUUUCUGUCAUACUUUCUAUGUACUUAUUUGUAGCAUUACUUUUUAAACAUUAGACUGAUAUUCA